AUUUGGUUUAUAUUAGAUCUCUUUGAGAUCGAUAUGUCACACCAGCCAGCGUAGAAACACUGUGCACUCUGUCCGAGCAUGAUGACCUACGUGGAACCCCGAAAAGCUCACGCGUUAUUCCGACGCUUGUGGAUGCGCUCUGCCAUGGCUCAGCACAGAUGGAGACCUUGAGUGUGCGGGCCCUGUCUGUACGCCAUGUUGAACGGACACAUCCACCUGCUAAACACCAUCCAGAGGACGUGAGAAAGGUGUUCGCAUCCGACAACACUCUCAAUCGGCUUGCCCACCUGCUGGAAAGUCAAAACUCUCGAUUACUUUGAGCUGGGGCAUCAGGCAUAUGCUCUCUCGUUCAACAUAGAUGCUCUCCACGACCAAAUCAUACAAUCUGGUGCAAUUUGUUUUAUGGUAAAGAAGCUUCAGAGCAAGGAUGACUCUCCUUUUAUAGCACACUCUCUAUCUUUGUUUGCCGUACAUGAGGCUUUUCGGGACAACAUGAUACAAUGCAAGGCACCAUCCGCGCUGGUCGAGAUGAUGACCCGCCGUUAUUUUCACAAUUCUACCCAGGGAAUGCGUGGCAUCAGCACCCUGGAGUCACUCAUUGAGCACGAUGAUCUCAGACAUGCUUUGUUUGAGGCGAAGGCUAUAGAAAAAUUAAUUGAAAUGUUGAAGACUGCCAAAACCAAGACAGUCACUGCUGGUGCUGAUUAUCUCUUCGUAUUUGCUAAACAUUACGAUAGCGCCGAGAAAAUGAUCGAUCAAGGUAUCUUAUCCUUACUUGUACAAGCCCUUGGAAAGACGGACCGAACUGUACAGUUAUCUUCUGCGAGGGUUCUUGGGAUGUUAGGAAUGUACGAUGACAUUCGCCAAACACUCAUACGCGACCACGGCGCCAAUUUGUUUACCAUGCUGCGUGGCAUACUUGGGGAUAUUCAAGUGCUAGGUGCAGCUGCAGCAUUCCGGGCACUGUCACAGUAUGAAAAUAUUCGAAAUACAGUCACUGAAUCUGUCGCUUUUUCAUACAUCGCAGAACAAUACGCAAGAAAGAAUGAUGGUGUAGUAUUGAAGCACCCACAGCUCUCGCGAGGAGAGAUACUGAAAUCAAACGAUCUUAUUAUGAGCAUGGAUAAUGUGGCGAAUCAUGAUGAAGAUCUAGCACUUGUAGCUUCCUCUGUGAAGACUCGCUCGACGCUCAAGUUGGUUGCUGCCAUUGCUGGUCUUUUUUACUGUUGUCCCUGCCUAUGUUGCUAUUUGAUCGGUGGUUGGGCAUUGGAUGAAGACUUCUUCGACACAUAAUGAUCAUCUUACAGGUUACUACGGUUUUGUGAUUUUUGUGAUUUAUUCAACUUUGGUGGUCUUUAUUUAUCUUCUGAAAACCCCAUAUCACAGGUGUUGACCUAUGCAAAGCAAUAUUUUCUCCAAUGUCUGCCUGCAUUAUCUAGUCUCUUGACUCAAUCGAAAUGAGAGACCGCAAGCGGCACAUAUACUUGCCUGAAGGCGUCCUUCAUCGAUUAUGAUAACGUCGCUUGGAUUAAGGUCCUGACCCGCCUGUCUGCUACACAGGUUCAUUUCCCCAACUACGAACACCAUGGCCAUCAGUUCUCAGCGCUCUGAAUUCCGAGAUUCUCAGACUUGUUGGUAUCAAUCACUGUUCCCCUUGUUAAUGGCCAUCAAGCUCCCGGGACCUGGUCAGUCACGGUGAUCAUCAUCACCAGACACUACUCUCCAGGUCCGGGUAAUUAUUUCAACGCCUCAGGUUCACUACACAUCGAGCAGUGAGAAUAGACUACCAAUAAUACCUACAGUUAGUUGUGACUUGAGUCUUGAAUCGCUGGCAUGGCAGGAAGUAUCAGUGCCAUACUCUUCUACCUUCGUACUACUGACGAUCCAUAUAAUAGGUUUCUAUUAUUGCGACUACUGCAGCUGUAUAUAUAGGAUGCUACAUGGCGCCUG
This is a messenger RNA of Serpula lacrymans var. lacrymans S7.9, 1950 nucleotides long. RefSeq lists its product as uncharacterized. The coding region runs from base 403 to 1293 and encodes 296 amino acids. The transcript has 10 exons. NCBI's taxonomy places the organism in Eukaryota, Fungi, Basidiomycota, Agaricomycetes, Boletales, Serpulaceae. The record is from RefSeq and is a predicted model, not a curated record.